GUGUACGAAGUUUGAAUCGGGGGGAAAACAUGUCGGAUAUUUUUGAGAGCAUUUUAUAAAAAGAAAACAAUCAAGAUGUCGUUCAAUAAAGAGAAGGUAAAGAAGGAGUUGCUACAGAGUUUGGAGGUAGCCAUGUGUAAAUUACACAGAAUAUGGAGUGAGAUUGGUAUCUGUGAAACACAACGCCAGGAAAGAUCUGGGACUGUCAUGUUGCAUCUUCGCAAUCUCCUGGAUGAAAUGGUUAAUGAAGAGGAAUCUUUGAAAAAUUCCAUCUCACAGAGAACAGAAAAAUACAGACGAGAGUUAGAUAUUUUAACUGAGGAACUGUCUAUGCCAGAAUAUAAGGUCAAAGUAGACCUGUCAAUGCUCCAACUGGAGAAAGACUUGAAGUUGAAGUGUGAGACACUGGCGUUAGAGAAACGCGAGAGAAUGAAGGCCUUACAAACUCUGAAGGAGGAGGAUCAAAAACUGUGUGAUCUGAUGUGUCUGACUCCCUACUACAUCCCCACUGGCACCACGCCGAGUGCUGAACAGUUAGAGGCCCUCGAAAAACAUGUCAACUCUCUCAAAACUGAAAAGGUAAAACGAUUUACAGAGUUUGUAAAUAUCAAAAAAGGGAUUGUGGUGCUAUUCCAAGAAAUGGACAGAACACCAGAGUCAGACUUUGAAAGAGAUGUUAUAUGUGAAGAAGACAACACAUUCCAGUUGUCCGAAGACAACCUGAAAUCCUUACGAUUAUUGAAGACGGAGCUGGAGGAGCUUCUGGAAGACUUGCGUCAGGAGUCGGUUAAAAUGUGGGAUAGAAUCCAUGUCCUGUGGGACAGGCUAGCAAUUUGCAGCGAGGAUCGUGCUACCUUUUCAGGGGGCAAGGAAGGGGUGAAACCCAUUGUCAUGCAGGCUUUAAAAGAGGAGAUUGCCCGGUGUGAGAAGCUGAAGUAUGAACACAUGCAGCGUUUCGUGGACAGUACACGGCGGGAACUGUCAGAGUGGUGGGAUAAGUGUUACUUCAGCCAGCAGCAGCGUGAUGCCUUCAAACCCUUCCAGAUCAGCGAUGACUACACGGAGCAGCUACUUGAGCUCCACGAUCUGGAAGUGGUCAGAGUACGGCAGAUAUACAACAACCAUCGUCAGCUGUAUGAAAACGUGGCAUGCUGGGAGGUACUGUUCACACAGAUGCUUGAGUUUGAGAGAAAAGCGUGUGAUCCCAAUAGAUUCAAUAACAGGGGAGGUAAUCUCCUUCAGGAAGAGAAGGCAAGGAAGAAACUCCUCAAGGAACUGCCCAAAGUUGAGGAGGAGGUGAAAGAGAACAUCGCCGACUGGGAAAAGGCCCAAGGACAGCAGUUCCUGGUGGAGGGCGAGCGGUUCAUGGAAUACAUAGAGUCCCGAUGGACCAGGUACCAGAAGGAAAAAAUAAAAGAAAAAGAGGACAGGAGUAAAGCCAAGGCAAAGUUGAUGGAGGAAGAGGUAUUCUUUGGCAGUAAACCUAACACUCCCGCUAAACGGCGCUUCCUCGGGACCCCCAGUAAAACACCAUCAAAGAUGAGGAAGCUCAAUGAUGGUGGAGUGUCUGUUCAAAUGUCCCUAAUCUCAAAGGGAAAUGAUACCACCCGUACGCCAGGAUCCUGUAGCAGAAUCGCUUCAUGUAGCCGUAUACAGCAUAGCAGUGUGUUCGCCUCCCCUUAUCGUAAACCCCCUGCAUCUACAAGUAAAUUGACCCCUGCUGGUAUAAAGUCGGGUAAAAUAGCCCGGCGACGGUCCAAUCGCAUCGCCCGUAAAGUGCUGUCGGAAAAGAACACACAGGACAACCAUGCAGUGACCAACGAAACCAUGUUUAGUCACACGACGGUAAGCAGCUGCUUCCAGCCCCUCACAAAUACAGGAGAGCUAUCCGUCGUGUCAACUGGGGACUACAAGGAAUUUGAAAGAGAGAUCAAAUCUCGGCCAUAUUGUCGCAGUAGUAUUUUACCAAGUCCUGGGAAGAAGUUUCAACACAUCAAGACUCUGCCAGAAAAAGUGAUGGAUGUGCACGGAAAAGGAACCUAUAAGAUACAAGUUGGACACUACCAUAGAAUGCCAGUAGCCGCCACCCAGAAAGAUGCACAGAUAUACCAACAUUAUCACCACCUGCUACCAAAAUCUCCCGGUUGUCACGUGACUGGCCAAAUCUCCCCCACAGCCUUGGUGACCAAUACUGAGAACUUCAUUGGUCGCAAUGGCGCUGCCUUUGUAACAGACUUUGGGCAAAUUGCAAGACAAGCCAACUCCAAUCCCGACAGAGCAGGAGGGUUUUUCAGCACACUAAGUCCUCCAAUAAUCAAUCUAAGUCCAAAUUUAAGCCCAACUGUAACAGAGCCCCGCAGAAGUCCGCCGUUUUACGACUUGAGAGAAACAACCAGAAGACGCGGAUUGCAAGAUCUGCAGAACAAUUACAGCCACAUCUACCACCACCACCAUCAGCCUGUGCUUCAUCAACAGCCAAUGCAGAACGCCGCCCAGCUAUGCGCAGCCGCUGUGGAAAUGAUCUCGGAGGACUCGGGCAGAAAGAAGCUUAAAGUAAUUUAUUGUCCAUUGUGCUUUGACUCGGAGUUCUGUCCGGGAUUGGAUGACAUUGCGUCAUGUGAUGGGGGCUCAAAGGCCAGUAUUGUCCCAGGACUUAGCUCCGAUCCAUUGAAAUUCAAGAUAGAAAAAAGUGAGAGCCCAAGUCGAAAGCGACGGAAAACCUCGGGAAGUUACAUUGAUUUGACCAACUCUCCGAGUCCACCCCCUUCACAGAACCGGGAAGCGCUGACAGAGAGCGCCAGGAUUGGCGGAGUGAGGCGCAGAGCUGCAAGUCUUCGUAGGACGUCCUUAGAUCGCAGCAACACACCGAGGGCUCGCAGAAGAUGGUUUAACAAGAAGUUUACAGAACUCAGUGGAUUGUGCUAUGAAAUGGCAAGUGAUUGGACUGUUGGGGCUUCUGUUGUGCGAGGUGUUGGUCCUGUACCCAUGGUCAUGCCGGUGAUGUCUGGUAGUCCACUGACAAUGGAAAUGAUGCCCAGUAACUUUGUGCCAGUAGGACGACAGGUUGUGAUGUUUCGUGAAGCGGGUAUUGACGGAUGUGCUUUGGAGGUUUGUCCCGGAGAGUUUCUCUACAUACCUCAGCAUGGAGUUCCUCACCGACAGCCAGAGCAUGGAAACCAACAAAUACCUCGGAACAGUUCCAGACAUGUCUCUCAAGCAUUGAAUUCUCAGCAUCAGCAGCAUUGUCCUACAGCCUCACUGCAACACUCUCCUGCCAUGGUGGAAUAUCCUGAACAACUGCACGAGCCAUCGUUGUCCCAACUUCACAGUGAAGGGCGCUUCCAUCCCUACUACACUGGAAAUAUUCAACAUCGACCGAUGCAUCAGCAACCAAGCCAGUUUGUUCAAGGAAGAUAUUUAGAUCCUGCAGCACCAAGCAGUCAGAGGCAAACCUACAGUCAUAGUGAAAAUACUCAAAUACAGACUGUGCCCUCUAAUGUAGGCCACAGCGAUGGUUACAUGACUAACCAACAGAGAGCUACGAUUGGUCACUCAUUAAUGUUGCCAUCAGAACAGAGACAUCAGAUUUGGAUGGACAAUUCUGUCCAUCAAACAGCUAUUCAUGGUCACAGUUCUUCUCCUGUUUAUCAGCAGCAGCAGACUACAGUAUUACUACUAGGAAGAGAACAUCAAGGAGAAUAUCCCUCCGUACAAACGCAAGGAGAAAGUCCACAUCCUUCCUUAUAUAAUAGUGUAGGGUCCACAUAUUCGGGAGUAGACAGGACCUUUGACAACCAAACUGGUGUAUACAGGUCUCCACUUCCGAACCAAGAUACUGCCUGCUUUGGACAGUUAGCAAACACUGGGGUAACUUGUAGGACCUGGAUACCAAACCAUGUUGUUGCACCUUCAGUCUCGUUACAAGACCAAAGCAUAGCUCAUACAUACCAUGGCAUGGCCCCAUCAGUUUUACCAGUAAAUAUUGGCAUGGCCCCAUCAGUUUUACCAGUAAAUAUUGGCAUGGUCCCAUCAGUUUUACCAGUAAAUAUUGGCAUGGCCCCAUCAGCCCAGCCACCAAAUGUAAGCAUGGCCCCCUCAGUCCUACCACAAAAUCAUGGAAUAGCACCUCCAGCUCUACCACAAAAUCAUGGCACAGCCCCUCCAGCUCUACCACAAAAUCAUGACACAGCCCCUCCAGAUCUACCACCAAACCAAAAUACUGUUAACCCUGGCAUAGGGACUGAAACGGAUGUACAGUAUAAUGGUCACACACAUGGAGGCCAUGUUCAAUACCAAAGGGAGACAACACCUGUCUUCUAUGGAGGUGAAAGUUUAGAGGCUUAUCCUUGUAUUUUGGGUUCACCAGAUGUUACUAGAAUAGAUGAGAAUUUAUACAGAGAAAGAUAUCAAGGUUCUGUGGAUGCUGGUCCGACAGCAAUAGAAGAACCUUCUACAGUACCUGGACAUCAUAGUUCACGAGAUUCCAUCCCUGCUGGUGAUUCAGAGAGCAGUGAUAGCUCAACACUAAGUGUGUCAUCCUUGUGGAACCAGGCCUUUAGAUGGGUUAGCUGGUUAGCGGGCAGCAUCAUCUCCCGUGAGGGCAUCCAUCGGUCAGACAGGUCCGAUGUCGAGGAAGACAUUACUGGGGCAAGAAUGACCAGAAGUGACAAUGUGGGGGAAGUCAGUGAUGAUGAUUCUAGGGAAAGGAUGACCACAGAUAAUAUUGCUAGGGAAAGAAUGACCACAGAUGAUGUUGCUAGGGAACCGAUGAUUGGGGAUGAUCUUGCUGGUACAAGGAUGACCAGAGAUGAACGACCUAUGAUACCUCGGAGAGUGGCACAGUCCUUGUGUGUCCUUUUCCGCCAGCUUCAAGCACGAUUUUACGAAGAGUGCCAUCACUGGGCCUUUGUAGAGCUGACCCAAAGAGAGGAAUACCGUGACCUCUUGACCCUGCUGGACACCAUUGCCCGCAUGGUCAAUGAGUCGUCGUACACAGUGACACACACAAUGCUUCGAGGCUUCAUCACAGGAGCGGCCAUGUCCCAGGCACGGCGCUACCACCACAUUGCGCAAAUCCUGCAGGAAGUGGAAGGAACAAGGGAGAUAACUUUCAGGGAGGCGGCUCUUCUGAGGAUCCAGUCAUUCGUGUUGAACCAGCAGCUGUCGCCCCAGCGUCUGUUACGUCGGUUCUGUGUGGUAAUACGUCACACUGCCAGGACCAUGAUUGUGCAGCGACGACAGCCCCAGCCAACCUAUCCCUUAGGUCCGGGAACGAGACGGCGCACGAGAGAUAGAAACAUUUUACGUCACAAUGAGGGUUCCCCGGAGCGGCGUGCGUUCCAGCCCCCAAACAUGAUGGGUCACCAGAUCCACCCAGCGGCUCUUCCCCCUCACCACCACCAGACAGUUCAGCAGCAGCCUGUCCUGAUGGACAUGGAGAGGGUCCCUGUGUCGGCUCCGGUGACCAUGACACCCUAUGGUAUCCCAGUAUGCACCGGUCCGCACCAGAUCACGAUGUGCACGGCUGCUGGCCACCUGCCCGUGUGUAACAGCCAACCGACGUGGUCUAUCCCCGCCUGCAAUGUCCAGAUCCCCGCGUCCUGUGGGGUGCAGCAGAUCCCAUCCUGUAACAUACAGCAAAUCCCCAUCCAUCCAAACUCCAUACCACCCAUGUUUCAGCCCCCUCACUCCACCAGCCAUAUACCUCAGCAUCAACUGGCCUCCCGACCGCCACAGUUUACAGGCCCCACCCAUCAGCGCCACGAGGAGGAAGUCCAGCUUAUAUCAGAUCACCGCCAUGCCUAUCCCCUCCAAGCAGCUCUACACCAGCACCACCCGGGGGCCACGGCCUUCACAGCCACGCCCCCAGUCCUCCUACAGGAGCCCAUGGUCCACCCCUCCCCUCAAGACAUUUACGGACCAUUUCACAGAUACUAUGCACGCCACCGAACGGCUGGCCGCAACGGUAGACUACGCUCCAUACCUCCUCCUCCACCACCCUACCCAGGGUUCCUGCUCCACUUCCUUGCCAUGUUGGGUAACCCUCCACUGCCGAGAUUUGGACGGGAGUUCCGAGAAGACGCAACAGAAGUAGAAAAUUACGAGGCAUUACUGAAUCUUGCGGAGAGACUGGGUGACGCCAAACCCAAGGGUCUGACCAAGCUGGAGAUCGACCAGCUGCCCGCGUACAGGUUUAACAAGGAGACGCACCACUCGGGCAUGGAUCAAACCUCCUGCGUUGUGUGCAUGUGUGAUUUUGAGAACCGCCAACUCCUCCGUGUACUACCGUGCAGUCACGAAUUCCAUACCAAAUGUGUGGACAAAUGGCUCAAGACAAACAGAACUUGUCCUAUUUGUCGGGCAGAUGCAGCAGAAGUAGCCAGCCAAUCAGAUUAGAUGUUACUUUUAAUGGUCAGCCAAUCAGAUUAGGUGUUACAUUUAAUGGCCAGCAAGUCUGAUGUGGCUGUUACCUCUACUGAUAGCACUGUUUGGCUGUUCCAUCUAUCAAACACACCUAAUAAGAGCUGUAACAGGGACACUUAGGUGCAGGAUGAGUAGAUGGCUCGGUCGAUUUUUCAGUGGUCGACGUAUGAGCUGUGUGAGAAGGUCGACCCAUGAGCUGUGUGAGAAGAUCGACCCAUGAGCUGUGUGAGAAGAUGAGAUUCUACGGAACACAUCCCUAAUUGAUGAAUUGAUUCAAGUUUGACGAAAGAAACAUUUUUUCACGAAAUGGAAUGGCAGUUACAUGAAUGGACUGUACUCCGCAGCAUUUAAAGUUUCUUGGAAGGUUGAUAUGGCAUGCUCUGCAAGACAGUUUUUUUUGUUUUUUUUGCAAAAGACUAUACUUAAUAUUGUAAAAUGGUGCAUUAUAAGUAUUGAACAAUUCAUACAGACUUUUUCUAUAAAAGCGACCAAGGUUGAAUUGUGCGAUAAUUAACAGAUUCAUUAUUCUAUGUACCAUUUUUUUUUCCCCCAAACUCUUGUCAUGAAAUAUCAGUAUGAAGUUGUAGUUUCAUUUUUUAGGUGUUACUCAAUUGUUUAUCAUGUUUUGUUAUUUUCUGGGUGUUUUUUUUGUUGAAUACCACUUCUGGUAGCCGAGUGUGUUGUUAUACAGUGAUUAGUACCAACAGGUCACUAGCCAUUCAUUGCCUUUGGCAACAACAGGAGAUAGAACAAACGCUGGUUGUCAUUGUUGGAGGGGUGUCAAGUUAUGAUGUUUAUUGGAAAUACAACCUUAUAUGGAAAGGCAUUGCUUGUUAUGACCAUAUAUAGUCCAGCAUUGCUUGUUAUGACCAUAUAUAGUCCAGCAUUGCUAGUUAUGACCAUAUAUAUAGUCCAGCAUUGCUAGUUAUGACCAUAUAUAGUCCAGCAUUGCUAGUUAUGACCAUAUAUGGGCCCACAUUGCUAGUUAUGAUUAAAUAUGGACAGGCAUUGCUAGUAAUGACCAUAUAUGGACAGGCAUUGCUAGUUAUGACCAUAUAUGGACAGGCAUUGCUACUAACGACCAUAUAUGGACAGGCAUUGCUAGUAACUUUUCAUCUUUCCUAUCAAGUGUAAGAAAUGAGUUUGGGCAUUACUGAGGUGAAACCUUUGUCUGUUAUUCUUGUGGAGCGUGACGGAGCCUGGAUUCACCAGCACCAGAUUGGUUUUUAUAAUAACUCGAUUAUCAUUGCUAUAAAAACAACUUUUCUGGAUUACCAAACCUAGAAAUGUCUCUUUCAUUACAUGCUUUUCUAAAUUAAUUAUUGAAAACAAGAUUCUGGACUACUGCACUGUAAACGUUCCAGAUUUAUACACGGAUGUGAUGACCUCCAGGCUUGGUCAGUUCACCGCUGUGACCAACGUGCAUGAUUAACAAUGGUCACAGACUGAGUAGUUUCUAUCUACUUACAGUAGAUAAUUUGGUUUGUUAUACUUGUUUGUAUAUUUUUUGUUGCCCCUGUAAUACCAGUGAUGGACAACAAAUCCUGAUGCUCCAUAACCCUGCGUGUACACAUCCAUUUCUGUCUCAUAUUUUUGCUAUACAGAGUAGGCUCCCCUUGUUGUGCUUAAUCGAUUUCCCUGCGGUUAAAUCAGGGACAUGAAACUGGUAUAUAGAGACCAUUAUUUUACGGGUGAUUCAUUAUACCGGGUAUUUACAGCAAAGAGAUUUUUUUUUUUUAAUAAGUUAAUUAUUUUUCUUAAUAUUAAUUAAUGAGUGACAUGGGUUACAAUGUCUCUUUGACAGUUCAAGAGACCAACAGAAAUAAAAUACCUGGUAGUUUAAAAUUGUCACAUGUUGAGGGAAUAUUUGUCUUUGAAAGUGUCGACGACUUUGGGAAGAUGCAGCAUUGAAGCUGUUUGUAUGGCCAGUAGUUAAUAAAGACAAAAAGAAAUCUGUUUUUGCUAAAUCGUUUGGAAUUAUUGAACGGAUCAAUCAACUGACAUCAAUCAUCUAAGCUGACGUUAUAUCAUUUUUUUAUUUUUUUUUGACGGGACUAUUCAACUUUUUACCUCUCAUGCAAUCCUGAUCACCCCUAAAUUUCCACAAUAGAAUGUUAAUGCUGUUUGUGUAGGAACAGUCUAUUUCCAUCUGAGGGGGUAACCAGGAUACGUUCAACAUUCUCAUUAUUGUAACAUGCCAAAACAAUUUGUUUGGCAUAUUUUUGUGCUUGUAAAGUUAUAAAAUUUGUCUUCGCCCCAUCCUGAGUACUUUUACCAAAUCUUGACUGUAAAAAAUAUCCAAUUAUAGCACAUAUUUCAUAUAGCAUACUGUUUGUAUGUAACUGUUUAAUCAAAGCAUAAACUGAAUGUUACUCUUGGUGUUCCGUAAAAGAAGCUGAUAAGUUAUACCUACAAACUUCUUUUUUACAAGAUAUUUAUAAAAUCAGUCCUUCAAAAUAAAGGUUAACUUAACAAUAUGGUGACAACCUUUUCCUCGAAGCAUAGUUUCCAGAAUUUUGAAUAACAUUUUUAGAAAGAAAAAAAAUGUUAGCAUUCAAUUCAAUUUUCCCUUUGUAAAAAUGCCAUAUAUUUAGUAUUAAAAUUUGAAAAUCUGAGUUAACAAGCUUUGAUCCAUUGUCCCCAGUUAUAUAUGUUAUUUAGCAAUAUUACGAUUAGCGACUUCCCCUUUGUUAUUGAUUGUUUUCCCGUUUUCUGUUUGCCAAUUUUGGGUAUUAAGGGCUACGUAUUUACCAUUUUUUAAAGGUUAUGUUUAGAGUGGGUCACCUCUAACAAGAACGGGGUUCCUGAAAAAAGACGACCACAUACGCACACAACAAUAAAACUGAAAAUGUCUGUCGUUCUGUUCACCUCGACUCAUUGUACAAAAUACAACAUGGAGUGAAACAGCUUUAGAUUUGGUGAUCACUGUAUACCAGGAAAUUUUCUCCUCGGUUUAACUUUUGCCUUUUUCGCCUUUCAUAAUUAGGGCGAAUUUAUCAUGCGAAUGUUAUUACACAACGUACAACAAUAUAUAGAAAGUGUUCAUAAAGGGCAAAAUUAAGCCUUGGCAAAUACAUAUUUUCACAGUGCAGGGCUAAGGUUUGACUUGAAGAAUGUUUCACUGUUUACAGCUUGUCACUAGUGUUUCGUUGGCACUGCAUGAAAUUCAUGAACACAAAAUUUAUUCCAAAGUCAAUAUGAACAUUUUGUAAAUUGCAAGUUUUCGCAUUUUUCUGAAGAACAUUGUGAGUUUUGAGUGUUACGGUGGACAGUGCUACGAGACAUUUGCGUUGAGGGCCCAUCAUUGUCUAUGACCGACUGCCCAACAUUGUAACCCGUUUUUUUGUCGUUCGUGUUGUUACUGCAUUUACAUGUAUUAUGUUUAGUGCAUAUUUUGUUUACAAAUUUUACAAUUUCACAUUAUAAUGAUUCUUUUUGCUAUAUUUAAAAGAAUGUUGUAAAUAUCUUGUUUUCUUCAUUUAGAUUUCAAAGUUUAAGCUUGGAAUAACAUUAAUCUUGACGAGAUUUUUUUUAAUUAAAUGUUAUGUGCUGCUUGUUAAGACACCAUGUUUAGCAAGUGUGUAUUUCAGGGAUUUUCACUAGAUUCCAGGGCAGUAUGAUUUUGACUGAUUUGAUUGGCUAUUAUUUGAAGUUAUUCCAAAAUGUUACCAAUCAUUCAGCAGAAUUAUGUUAUGAACACAUGAAGCAAGAUGGCUGGUAGAUUAUUGCAAACAUUUUCUUUGAAAACACUAAGCCAGAAUAAAAUUUAUGAAAUCAUUUUUUAUUUAAUGGGGGAAUGAGGCCCCCAUUAAAUGGCAUUGGGGACAAUAGUGAUGAAAGUGAAAUGAAAUAUACGGGGAAUAACAUUUUAAAGUAGAUUGAUAUUUUACUUGUUUGGUUGUGAUGAUAUGGCCAUUAGUUUGUAUUAGAUCCUGCCUGCAGACACUUAUAAUUAUGUUGAACUUUGUCGAAGUAACAACAAUGCAAUAUACCGGUAUCUAUAUCUGCUCAGAGCUUGAAACAUGUAUGUUUUUUUCUCAGGCCUGUGUGCUGAACUGUUUUAAGCAUUGCUUCGGUUUAGGGUACAAGUUGGCAAUUGUUUGUGAGGCAUAUAUAAUCACAGAGUCUGACUUUAAAAGGGACCCAGCCUUGUUUUUUAAAGCAAACCCGAAGUUGAAAUUGAACAGUAUUGCCAGAUCUUCUUAAAGAGUAAGAAUCUGGCAUUGUUGUUGAUUCUCGACGUCAGAGUUUUAUUUUUGGUCAAAUAAAGAAAAAUCUGUUUCCUAUUACAAUGAUUUAUCUCAUUUUUGGUGUCAACCUCAACAUUUUUUGUUUGUUAAGUAUUACCCACACUGGGGGACAAGGCGGAAUAUUUUUUUUCUGUGUUGUGUUUGUCCCUGCUCAAUUUGUAAACUUCAAAAGGGACUGGUCAAAUGAAUUGAUUUCACGAUGGUGUUGACAAGCUGGUUAACUGUUUCAUGAAAAUAAAUCAUUAGACCUGCAAUGUACCCGUCAGAAAAAUGGCAAGUCCUGUUUCUAACUGGCUUAGAACAAAUCACAAAGAGCAUUUGUAAAAACAAUUUCCAAAUAGGUUUUGUCUAGCUUCCCUCGGUUUUCAAAGAAUGUAGCGGGAAACAGAUUAUUUUUUACUUUGACUAAGGAAUUGGGGCCAUAUGCUUCAUAUGUAUGUAUUUGUGUGCACAUUGAGAUUUUCAUAUUCAUAUACAAUUCGUAAAAUUGUAUUUGUACGUGUCCUUGUUUCAGAGGUUAACGUUUUACCAACUAUCAACUCUUCCUCUACGGAGCUGCAAUAACUGUCUUAGAUAUUUUUUUCUUCCAUCAUUUUGUUCUCAUCCGAUUGUUCUUUCGUUGAAGAAUUAACAUGCUUUUUCUAGCCUUAUGAAAGACACCCAUAUCAUUUCCAAAUUCAUACCUCACGUUCCACACGAUGUUAAAAAAAUCCUGUAAGUGAUGUAAACAGCAGGUUUCUUGUUUAUGUAUAUUCGACGAAGUGUCUGUUGUCUCCGUAUAUGAAGGGUUGGUGCUGUUAGAUAAAUAUUUUUUAUGCUCGCUGAUGAAUAUUUCUCUCUGAAUAUUCUUGUUCCAACUCCAUGACGACAUUCAAAUCUAUUUAUAGCUUUGCGUUUUCUCUUCAAAUUUAUAAUGAUUUUUAUUUCCUUGGGUCAUCUAGUGAAUGAUCUCACAGUCCAAUAUAUUUUCAAAAAGUUACGAGUUUUGGAACUUAAAGCGCAUUCUAUAUCUCAUAUUUAAAACCUACAACAGUUCUAACAAGAUUCAGUGCUAACUCCAAACCUUUGUCAAUGCCAAACCAAAUUGUUAAUUAUUAAUCUGAUGACCAAUUAUCAGGUCUUUUUAUAAUACAAAAUCAUUAUAACGAAGGGAAAUGUUAUAAGCUUUAUGCUAAUAAUGUUAGGUUGUUUUUUUUAUACAUUUUCAUGUUAUGUAAUUAUUAGUUGCCUGCACUGUUUAUCAAGUGCUUAGCUAAAUGAUUUAGGAGUUUUGAAUUUUUGAAUUUCAUCAAAUAUGGCGAUUAUUUCUUCUUUUUUUCCCCAUAUUCUCAUUAGAGUUCUUCAGUUUUGUUUUGUGUUACAUAGAGAUUACACAAAUAUGUCCUAUUUUGAUUCAUGUUGCCAAUAAGACGACAACUGUAAUAGAACUACAUCAAUUAAUCGCCCCCUCGAGUAACAAGGGGCUCACUUUAUCUACCUCUUUUGAAUAGCUAGGCCAGCGAUCUGUAAAAUAAUUAUCAUAUAUUUUGCAAAUCUGUCCUGCUUUACAUCAUCAAUAGACAAAAAUUAUAUAUAAUUAUAAAUUACAUAUAUUAUAUACAUAUAUUAUAUACCAAUUAUCGUAUGUAAGAAUUUGCACAGUUUCUAUUUUACAGAAGAGUUACUAUGGUUAGUUGGUUCUGGAUGCAUUGCACCUCUUCUGUGACCUUAGAAUGACCUCUCCCGUGAACUUUGACCUUUAGCACACCCCUAGCUUUGUUACGACCUUGAUUGUUUACGGAUUUUAACUGUACUGUUGUCCAGACCAGACAACUACAGUCGAGCAAUAAUAAAGUACAGAUAUCUUUA
Messenger RNA from Mizuhopecten yessoensis (Yesso scallop), 12521 nucleotides. RefSeq lists its product as uncharacterized. Lineage: Eukaryota; Metazoa; Mollusca; Bivalvia; Pectinida; Pectinidae. The coding region runs from base 76 to 6396 and encodes 2106 amino acids. The transcript has 27 exons. The record is from RefSeq and is a predicted model, not a curated record.